This is a messenger RNA of Arachis stenosperma, 1108 nucleotides long. RefSeq names its product CEN-like protein 1. Gene Ontology annotation, biological process: vegetative to reproductive phase transition of meristem; flower development. Lineage: Eukaryota; Viridiplantae; Streptophyta; Magnoliopsida; Fabales; Fabaceae. The transcript is spliced from 4 exons. The record is from RefSeq and is a predicted model, not a curated record. The coding region runs from base 53 to 577 and encodes 174 amino acids.
UUAGAGCAUUAUAAUAUAUUUAUAUUUGUGGUUCUCUUGUUUCUCAAUAAUAAUGUCUAGGAUUAUGAUGGAACCACUUGCUGUGGGAAGAGUGAUAGGAGAUGUGGUUGAUGUAUUCAACCCAAGUGUGAGAAUGAAUGUGAGUUAUUCCACUAAGCAAGUUGCUAAUGGUCAUGAGCUUAUGCCUUCAACCCUUGUGCCCAAGCCUAGAGUUGAGAUUGGUGGUCAUGACUUAAGGGAUGCUUAUACCUUGAUUAUGACAGACCCGGAUGCUCCAAGUCCUAGUGAUCCAUACUUGAGGGAACAUCUUCACUGGAUGGUUGUAGAUAUUCCUGGCACAACUGAUGCAUCUUUUGGGAGAGAGAUAGUGGUGUAUGAGAGUCCAAGGCCAGUGAUAGGAAUACACAGAUAUGUGUUCAUAUUGUUGAAGCAGCAUAGAGGGAGACAAACAGUGAGUCCCCCUGCUUCGAGAGAGCAAUUCAACACAAGAAUCUUCUCUCAGGAAAAUGGCCUUGGCCUACCUGUUGCUGCUGUUUACUUCAAUGCUCAAAGAGAAACUGCUGCUAGGAGAAGGUGAUUCAUUCAUUCCAUUCCGAAUCAACAACAAUCUAAUUAAGGUGGUGCAUAUAUAGCAAUGCACGUUGAAUAAAUCAUGUUAUUAUCUAAUUUUGUCGUCUUAUUCGUUACCUGGUCAGUUAUUAUUACUUCUUCUAUUCUAAGAUAUUCGUUACUUUUUAAAGUUGCGAAUAUUUUAAAAUGGAAAAAACAUUGUAUGGUAGAAUAAGGGGAUAGGUGUUUGAUGAAAUGAAACCUUUUUCUUUCUUUUUUUGUUGUUUGGAGUGCACAAUAAUUGGUGGGUUUUGGAAGAUAGGAGAUAUUCUAGUAGGGAUAUUCUAGUAGGGAUAUUCUUGAUGUACUUUACUUUACUUGACUUGGUGUGCUAUGUUACCUAUUAGGUUGUUGUGAGAAGUUAAGGACCAAAUUGAAGAUGUUGUUCCUUUUAAGAAUUUUAUGAUUUGUGAUAGGAAGUUAAAGGAUACACACUAUAAUAACAAAGCUUUAUAUAUAUGGCUUGUCUAGUUUAUGCGUGUUGUGCAAUGAUACGAGU